This is a messenger RNA of Vigna unguiculata (cowpea), 820 nucleotides long. RefSeq names its product protein VERNALIZATION 3-like. NCBI's taxonomy places the organism in Eukaryota, Viridiplantae, Streptophyta, Magnoliopsida, Fabales, Fabaceae. The record is from RefSeq and is a predicted model, not a curated record.
ACCAUUGUGGGUGUAGUACAAUGUGUGUGAACCAAAGGCAUAUUGUGUUUAGCAGUGAGUUAGAGUUAGCCAUGCCUACUACUAGCAGAAAUCCUCUUGUGGUUGGGCGUGUUAUAGGGGAGGUAAUAGAACACUUUGAAAGUUCCAUUCCUUUUAGGGUCUCCUAUGGCAAUAGAGAGGUCAACAAUGGUUGUGAGCUUAAACCUUCCCAAGUUGUGAACAAACCCAGAGUGAGUGUUGGUGGAGAUGAUCUCAGGAACUUCUAUACUCUGGUGUUAGUAGAUCCUGAUGCUCCCAGCCCUAGUAACCCUAAUUUCAGGGAGUACCUUCAUUGGUUGGUGACUGAUAUUCCCGCAACUACCGGGGCUAGUUUCGGUAACGAGGUUGUAAGUUAUGAAAGUCCACGACCAACGAUGGGGAUUCAUCGUUUGGUGUUUGUGUUGUUCCGUCAACAGUAUCGACAGAGGGUGUAUGCUCCUGGAUGGCGACAGAAUUUCAACACCAGAGAAUUUGCUGAACUUUACAAUCUUGGUUUGCCAGUUGCUGCAGUGUUCUUCAACUGUCAGAGGGAAACUGGUUCUGGUGGUAGGACAUUUUGAAAGUUACUUUGUACCAAAACCGCACAUGUUUUAGUUAAUGAAAGCACCUAAAAUAAAGAAACCUACGUAAUAUAUAUGUAACAACAAUAAUAACACACAUCGAGUAAUAGGAAUAUGUAACCAAAAAUACAUGUACUACUUUAUGUUUUUAUAUAUAUAUAAAAAUGAAAUUUGACUAGUUGAUCAAAUAUAAUGAAGGCACUAAGAAUAACAGUGAGGCA